UCUUUGGCUUUCUCACGAUUGUGGCAAGGCCGACAGAGGUGUCUAAAGUGCAGUUGGAAAGAGAAAUGUUGAGAGACAUCAUUCAAAUAACAUAAUUACUUGUUAGAUUUCAGAGCUUCUGACUCUUAAUGAGAACAUUAAUUCAUAAACCAUGCUUGUGAUUGCAUGAAUUACAUUACACUGAACUGGUUUAGGUAAAUGACAGUAUUAUUUUUUCAGCAAAUGGAAUUUUUGUGCAUCUACUUAUGGUUUUAAAAGUCAGGAAAUAUACAAGUACACACAAAUGCAUUUAUAUUUAAUUUUGCAGUUUUCCCUAUAGAGAACAUGCUUCAUUUUGUUCAUUUAUGGGACUGAAUGCACAGAUAACUUGAAAUGCUGCUGAUAAAUACAACUGUGCAAACCCCAAUUACAGCCAAGCAACUCAAAUUAAUGCCAUACAGUCUCCCAGGCUUCCUGAAAGAUCCGAACAAGGUCACUUGGCCUCUAGAGUCUUGGUCCUUAUCAAUAGAAAUAAGCUAAUAAUAAAUCUCAGUUCCAUGAGACCACUGUGGAUCUUGUGUUCCUUACAAGUCCCCAAUAGAAAGCCCAGUCCGCAUAAGUGGAAAGGAAUGUUAUUAGCACACUUGCUUCACAAGUCUUCUCUGCUCUUCCUCCCCAAAGCUGAAGAUACUAAGACAAGAGCUACAGUUCACAGAAAGAAAGCAGACAGCGUCCCUUUAUAAAUGGGAGCAUGCAGCUGUGUUGCUCUCAGGAUAAAGGCAUCAAUUUUAUUCCUCUCUGUGGAAUGAAGUCUAAUUAUACAGGGCAAGACAUAGAGACCCUACUGCAAGUGUCCUAAGAAUGCCCUCCCAUUUUACUGAAUAAGGGGCCUUCAGCCCUUUCCACUGAUAAAGCAUUAGCAGUGCAGCUCACUUGGAAGCCCCUGUCUACUAUCCUAUAGAUCCUUGUCCAGUGCAAAGCAAAGGGAGGUCUUAGAAUCACAAAGCCGUUACUAUGGUAGCCGUCCUUCUCACUCGCAUUCCCACCAUUAUGGAAUUAUCCCUUUCUGAAAUGUCCUGUUGUGUCUGUAGCACUAGAUUUCCCCUCCCCUUCUGCAAUACUCUCCAAGACCUCUAAAGGCACCGUGUAAAAGGCAGAGGUCCAAACAGAGGCUUUAAUGAGCAGGGGAAACAUUGGAAUAUUCAUAAAUACAAUAAUAAUUAGCAACUCCCUCCUCCAACAGCUUAGCUGGAAUUAAGAGUGUCUUUCACAACAGGCAUGUUAUCUCCCCUCCUCUUCUGUGAGCAAGAUGAUAAAGGACUACCACACCUAGCAGAACUCUAUAUAGUGCAGCUCCCUUUUCACUGAACUUCCUACAGUCAACCCGAUGGAAUUUUUUACAGCUGUGUUCUUUUUCCUAAAUUUGCUGGUGUUAUAAAGAGCUCAAAGCUUUUCAUCACAACUCGAUCGGACUGCAAGCAAACUGCAAGAGGCUCAUACUGAAGACCAAUUGUGAGGAAUGAACAGCCAAGCAGACUCUUCAGGCCUGUUACUCAACAUUUCCCUGUUAAAUUCAGAGCAAUGUGGCAAAGAGAGUCACACGGAAAACAUCCUUUUUGCUAUUUUCUACCUUCUCGAUUUCAUCCUAGCCUUUUUGGGCAAUGUUUUGGCACUCUGGCUCUUCAUUCGGGACCAAAAAUCAGAUACCCCUGCCAACGUUUUCCUGAUGCAUCUUGCUGUAGCCGAUCUGUCUUUUGUGCUCAUCUUACCAACUCGGUUGGUCUACCACUUUUCAGGCAAUCACUGGCCAUUUGGAGAGCUCCCUUGCCGACUCACAGGGUUUCUUUUCUACCUCAACAUGUAUGCGAGCAUCUACUUCCUCAUGUGCAUCAGCAUAGAUCGCUUCUUAGCUAUCGUGCAUCCUGUGAAGUCCCUCAAACUCCGCAGGUCACUCUAUGCUCAUUUGACCUGUGCCUUCCUGUGGGUUAUAGUUGCCGUGGCCAUGGCACCUCUUUUGAUCAGUGUGCAGACGGUUGAGAUGAAUAAUACCACCGUCUGCCUCCAACUCUACAGAGAGAAAGCAUCACGCCACGCUCUUGUCUCCCUGGCUGUUGCAUUCACUUUCCCAUUUUUUACUACAGUAACCUGCUACUUACUGAUCAUACGAAGCCUGAAGAAGGGGCACCGCAUUGAAAAUCAUCUAAAGGAAAAAGCCAUCAAAAUGAUAAUCAUGGUUCUUACAAUCUUCUUGGUCUGCUUUGUGCCCUAUCAUGUCAACCGCUACAUUUAUAUCCUUAAUUAUGAUGGUGUGAAGACUUCUUGUGCAAUGCAGAGGAUCCUGGCACUUGGCAAUCGCAUUACUUCAUGCCUCACAAGCUUAAAUGGCGCCCUAGAUCCUGUCAUGUAUUUUUUUGUCGCUGAAAAGUUUCAAGAGGCCUUGUGUGGUUUGUUUUGCCCCAAAAAAGUUGCAAGAUUACCUUCAAGUUAUGAUGGGAAAACAAAUGAUAGCUCUUUAAGUGCUAAAUCUGAACUGUAAAUACCUGAAAACAAAAUACUCCCUUAACAAAAGUUUGCUGUCCAGUAUGAUCUCCUAGAAAGAAGUGCUUUUCUACAAAAACACAAGAUCUAAUACUUAAUUGUUAAGGAAACAAAACAUAUACAACAAUCCUAACUGGGAAGGAGUAGUGAGGUGGCAAAUGCUACCAUUUCAAAAGCCCUGCUAUUCCUUGUUGGCCAGGAUGAAUAGUAUCUCCCUUUUUUUUGCCUUCUCCCUAGGAAUUUUUAAUUAUUUGGAUGGGUGAGUGGGGGGAAUUACAGAGAUACUAGUUUCAAAGACUAGCAGGACACAUUAUUCUUUUGAUUUUCUGGAAUACUCUUUUGAAUGUUAUUAUCAGUGGAAAUAUUGCCAAUAAUAUUUUUCAUAAGCAUUCUUUGGAUCUACAGACAAUUAAGAGACAACUUUACCUUAUCAUAACCAUUUCAAGAAUCAGAUCAGAUUGUGUGAAAUUAUGAAUCUUGUGAUAAUUUUUGCAUAGCAAAUAGCACCAAGUAAUAAUUCCAUUAGGAUAUAAAUUGAAAUUUCAGUGAACAAAAGUUUGGUAACUUCUCCAGAAAAUAAAUGUUCAUAAAUGAUGAAAGAAUUGACGGUUUAAAAUAUUAAAACAGUGGAUAGAAAAGUUUUAGUAAUAUCCAAGAGCUGUCCAAUCCUAUUUUCUGCAGUCUGCAAUAUAACAAGGCAGGCAAGAAUUCAGCCACAAAGUUGUUCAACAUUUACAUCUACAGUGCAAACUUUUGAGAGGUUUAUGAAUAUGGUGUUUAGUUUUAAACAAGCUUUAUAAUUCUCCCACCAUAGUUGUAGAAGUAUACAAAAGCUGCUGAUGCUUUUUUUACACCUCAAGAUGAAUAAACUGCAAACAUCACAUUUGAACAACAUGUUCCUUUUAAUUACAGCUUUGGCUGUAGAUACUCUUUUCAAUAGCAGUGAAUACACAAACCACAAUUUAUGUUAUAUGCAGAUUUUUUAAAUAUGACUGAAUAUGGUUAAUGAAUUCUUAGAGAACUUGCUACAAAUCAUUAACUUAAUUCACUUUAAUAAUGUAAGAUGUAAGUCCAGCUGGGCACUUAGCCCUACUUAAUGUAGACUGAGUCUACCAUAGAGUCUUAGAACAAUGAUGAUCUAAAGCUGGAGCAACUGAGCAACCUGCUUUACUUUGCCAAUGUAACUUUGCUGCAGUUCUAUCACAAGUUUGUACUAUCAUGUUUAUUAUCUUUCUACAUGAGCCGCAGUGGUUAGUAUGCAGUACUGCAGGCUACUUCUGCUGACUGCCAGCUGCCUUUAAUCUGACAGUUCAAAUCUUACCAGGCUGU
Messenger RNA from Thamnophis elegans (Western terrestrial garter snake), 3846 nucleotides. It is a transcript of the gene GPR17, whose product is annotated as G protein-coupled receptor 17. Gene Ontology annotation, molecular function: G protein-coupled receptor activity. NCBI's taxonomy places the organism in Eukaryota, Metazoa, Chordata, Lepidosauria, Squamata, Natricidae. Gene Ontology annotation, cellular component: membrane. The transcript is spliced from 2 exons. The coding region runs from base 1499 to 2515 and encodes 338 amino acids. Gene Ontology annotation, biological process: positive regulation of Rho protein signal transduction; phospholipase C-activating G protein-coupled receptor signaling pathway. The record is from RefSeq and is a predicted model, not a curated record.